Oppia nitens is the source of this 4164-nucleotide messenger RNA. Its product is annotated as multidrug resistance-associated protein 1-like. Gene Ontology annotation, biological process: transmembrane transport. The coding region runs from base 1 to 4164 and encodes 1387 amino acids. The transcript is spliced from 15 exons. Gene Ontology annotation, cellular component: membrane. Gene Ontology annotation, molecular function: ABC-type transporter activity; ATP binding; ATP hydrolysis activity. The record is from RefSeq and is a predicted model, not a curated record. Lineage: Eukaryota; Metazoa; Arthropoda; Arachnida; Sarcoptiformes; Oppiidae.
AUGACUAUCUACGAUAAAAUAUAUUUUGAUAAUAUUUGCGACACACCAUUUUGGGACAUUGAUCAAAUUUGGUUAACUAAUUCACCAAAACUGAGUCCAUGUUUUACCGAUACUGUUUGCGUUUGGUUUACAACCGGUUUCCUAACAAUUGUCGCCCCGUAUAUCAUAUGGACAUCAGUAGGAGUAUGUCGUCGAUCGCGACCAACCAUUCCCUACAACUACUAUAAUAUUAGUCGACUGGCCAUUGCCUGUCUGUUGACAAUCGUAACUAUAGUCGAUUUGGGUCUAAGUCUCUAUCGGCGAUACCAUCAUAAACACGAUGACAGCACCGAUAGUCAAACAACUAUUGCUUAUCUAAUACGGACCGGACUGUUGAUAGUUAGUCGACUAUCUAUUACAACAAUACUAUACUAUCAUCGACUGUAUGGCAUACAUAACAGCGGUUUUGUUUGGUUUUAUCAACUAUUGGACACUAUUUCCGGUGCCCUAUCGAUAACCGCUUAUGUAUUAGCAGAGCAUAGACUAGAUUUUAAUAAAAACUUGAUAAUCAUAUGUUUAGAGUUUUCAUUCACAGCUUUACUACUAAUAUUAUGUUCAAUUGCCGACCGAUUGAUUCCAGUAGUCACCAACACCGCCGAUAGCAACGAUACUAUUUAUAAUAACUGUCCCAAAGAUCGGGUAUCAUUUAUAUCGCGUCUAACCUAUCUAUGGGUAGACAGUCUAUUGUGGAAAGGUUUUCGAAAACCGUUAAAAUUGACAGAUCUGUGGCCAAUGCGGUCAUCAAAUAUGGCUUCAAAUUUAAUUAAAAAUUUUGAAAAAUAUUAUAAAAUUAGUCAACCAUUUGAUCGACAAUCCAAUGAUGACAAUCCGAUAGUAGGACUAGUAGUCAAUGAUAAAGAAGCGGUACUCAACAACAACAAUGAGUCCUGGUUUUUGAAAUCAUCAGUCAAUAGAGUUUACAGUAAUAAAAGACAACAUAGGGUUGUUAGCCUAUCAUUGAUAUUAAAUUUUAUGGACAACUCGGAGCCCCAAUGGCACGGAUAUGUCUACUGUUUUAUGCUAUUAGCCAUCAAUCUUGCAAUGGGUUUUGUUGUAUCAUAUAAUCAACAAAAAAUGCAAACAUUAGGACAACGGAUCAAAUCGUUGUUAACAUCACUGGUCUAUCGCAAGUCAUUGGUGUUGAGUAAUGAUAGCAAACGUGAGGCCAAUACCGGACAGAUAGUCAAUCUCAUGAAUAUUGAUUGUCAAAGAUUUUUAGGCAUACAAUUGUAUUUACUAUAUAUUGAAAUGGGUUUAGCAAUGAUAUCGGCAAUAGUAUUGCUAUUAAUAGCAGUGGUAUUCAAUGCCUAUGUUAUCAAACUUAUAGAUAGUAUAACAACAGAUCAAAUCAAAUUGAAAGACAAUCGCCAAACAGUUAUCAAUGAUAUACUCAAUGGUAUCAAAGUUUUAAAAUUGUACGCCUGGGAGGAGGCGUUCAUCGAAAAGAUUGAGAAAUUGCGGUCAAAAGAGUUAGAAAACUUACGAAAAGCCGGUUAUUGGAGUUCGCUAUUAAUAUUUACGGCAAAUAGUCUAACAUUUUUUACAUCACUAACUACUUUCGGUAUAUUCAUUGCCAUCAACUCAUCGGCAACAAUGUCCGCCCAAAAGUUGUUUGUAUCGAUAGUAUUGUUGCGAAAUAUUCAGUCAGCCCUACAAAACAUACCGUCCAAUAUCAGCCGAUUAAUAUUAGUUAUAAUUUCUGUAAAACGUUUGAAUAAGUUUUUUAAUUUACCCGAAAUUACUAACUAUUUGACUAAUUAUACGGAUAACGAUCACGUGGUUUGUAUAGAUAACGCCAGUUUUGCGUGGAGUAGUAAUGAAGAUGCUAUUUUAAAUGAUAUAAAUUUGAAAAUAACUGACGGCAUGUUUGUGGCAAUCAUAGGCAAAGUUGGAUCGGCAAAAAGUUCACUACUGUCGGCACUGUUAGGCGAAAUGGACAUACUGUCCGGUAGGGUUAACAUUAGACACGGUGUUAGUAUAGCCUAUGUUCCCCAACAGCCCUGGAUUAUCAAUAAGACUCUGAAAGAUAAUAUAUUGUUUGGCAAAGACAACGAUCCAGUGUUUUAUAAACAGGUUUUCAAUAGUUGUGCACUCAGUGAUGAUCUGAAACAACUGUCCGCCGGAGACGAGACAGAGAUCGGCGAAAAGGGUAUUAAUCUGAGCGGAGGUCAGAAACAAAGGGUUAGUUUAGCCCGAGCUGUCUAUAGUGAAGCCGAUCUCUAUCUACUCGAUGACCCACUUUCGGCAGUUGACAGUCAUGUGGGACAACAUAUUAUGCGUGAAGUGCUUCACUCGGAAACCGGUUUAUUGCGAAAUAAGACCCGAAUUAUGGUUACAAAUCAAUUGUUUGUAUUGCCAUUCGUUGAUCGGAUAGUUGUCUUGAAAAAUGGUAAAAUUGAAUCCAUCGGUACUUAUAAUGAAUUAUUGGAAUCGGACGAAGAUUUUCGUGAAGUUUGCAGACAAUCCGCAGUUGUCGACAACAAUAACAACAAUAGCGAUGACAACAAUGAAACUACAGCUAAAGGAUUGAUUAGAAAACGAAAAAUCAAUGUACAAACAACAGAUGAUUUGAUGAUAACUGUCGAUAACAUUAUAUUUAAUAUGAUUGGCAUUGGCUUUGAUUCGGCGGCAAAAUUCUGGUUAAGCGACUGGAGUUCAGACACCGAUACCAAUAAAAAUACAUAUUAUUUUGCAAUCUAUGCGGUCAUCGGUUUGGCUAACGUUGUCUUUAUUGGGAUAACAUUUUUGUCAAUUAUUUUCGGUGUAGUCUUAGCAGCCAAACGAUGGCAUCGGCGGCUAAUGUCAUCAAUACUACACUCGCCGAUGAGUUUCUUUGAUACGACACCAUUGGGCCGUAUAUUCAACCGGUUUAGCAAAGAUAUCGAUAAAUAUUAUAUAAGAACUUCAAGACAAUUAAAACGCCUUGAAUCGGUCAGUCGGUCAUUGAUUUACAAUCAUUUUAGCGAAACACUGGCCGGCAUAUCAAGUAUCCGGGCGUACGGCUUACAGGAGCGGGCCAUCCGUGAAUUGGACGCCCGAAUAGAUACCAACCAACUGUGUCUAUAUCCGAGUGCUAUGUCGUUGAGUUGGGUUAUCUUACGGUUGGAAAUGAUAACAUCGUUGUUCAUAUUUUUUGCCGCACUGUUUGCUGUUCAUGAAAAAGGCAAACUAAACGGCGGCUCAGUUGGUCUACUACUAACAUAUGCCACCGCUAUUACCGACUCUGUCUAUAUGUUUAUCAAUUUGACGUCAAUAAUGGAAAACAAUAUGAUUUCCGUCGAACGAGUAGAUGAAUACUCGGCACUGAAACCGGAAGCCGACUGGCAUUCUAGUAGUAGUAGUGCCGACCAGUCGUCAGUUGUUAGCACAGUUGCCGGCAAUAAAUGGCCAGAAACUGGAUGUAUAGAGUUUGUCGACUAUAGUACCCGAUAUCGUGAGGGAUUGGAUUUAGUACUCAAACAGAUUACGAUUAAAAUCAAUGCCAAAGAAAAAAUCGGAAUUGUUGGCCGCACCGGUUCGGGAAAGUCGUCACUGAGUUUAGGAUUAUUUCGUAUAAUAGAGUCAGUCGGCGGCAAAAUAGUGAUCGACGGCAUAGAUAUCAGUCAAUUGGGUUUACAUGAUCUGCGCUCUGGUCUAACAAUUAUACCACAAGAACCGGUACUGUUUGCCGGCACUGUUCGCUCAAAUUUAGAUCCAUUUGAUCGGCACUCGGACUCAGAGUUGUGGACAGCCUUAGAGCGAUCACAUCUCAAACAUUAUAUUUUGUCCAACGAAUCGGGACUCGAUUUUCCAGUCAAUGAGGGCGGAGAUAACCUAAGUGUAGGUCAGAGACAACUUAUAUGUCUGGCCCGGGCUUUACUAAGACACACAACUGUCCUCAUUCUCGAUGAGGCAACGGCUGCCGUCGAUGUUGAGACCGAUACACUCAUACAGACAACUAUUAGGUCAGAGUUUGCCAACUGUACUGUACUAACCAUUGCUCACAGACUAAACACUAUACUUGAUUCCGAUCGUGUGUUAGUCCUAUCCGAUGGACGGGUAGUAGAGUUUGAAUCGCCAACAGUUCUACUCUCAAACAUUUCAUCACAAUUUUAUUUAUUGUCAAAAAAUGCGGGCAUUGUUUGA